CAUGUAAUAAAACAUUGUUUGUGUUGUAAUCCCAAUUUUGUUGUAAAUUAUAAAACCUCAACCUCAACUCCUCAAGAACCAUUAUCGUAUAUGUUGGUGUAACUGUACGAGAGUUUGAUUAAAUUGAAUUGGUGUGAUCUGAAGUGAAGAGUGAAGUCCAAGCAAGAGAGAGAGAGAGAGAGAGAGAGAGAGAUAGCGAUGGCGAUGGCGAGAUUAAGCUCUGGUCUGCAAUACCCAGAGCGCUUCUACGCCGCAGCCUCAUACGUUGGAUUCGACGGAUCCACUUCUCCGACCAAAUCCCUCACCUCAAAGUUUCCGAAAUCCACCGCUCUUCUUCUCUAUAGCUUGUAUCAACAGGCUAGCAUAGGACGUUGUAACAUCCCAGAACCCAGUUCAUGGAAGAUUGUGGAGCAUAGCAAAUGGGCCAGCUGGAACCAGCUUGGAAACAUGUCUUCCACCGAAGCCAUGCGUCUGUUUGUGAAAAUAUUGGAGGAAGAAGAUCCUGGUUGGUAUUCUAGAGCAUCUAACUCCAUUGUAGACCCUGUUAUUGAUGUGCAAAUGAAUCACAAUUCCAAAGUUGAACCAGCAAUCGAGAAUGGGAACUCUUAUCCAGAGAUAAAGACUAUUUCAACUGAAAACGGAAGUCAAGUUGGAACCCAGGAUAAAGAUGUUGUCACUGAAGGCUUUGGUUCUAUUGGGGUUUAUGAUCAAUGGAUUGCACCUCCAGUAUCUGGUCCAUCUCCAAAAGCCAGAUAUGAGCAUGGAGCUGCGGUCGUGCUAGAUAAAAUGUACAUAUAUGGUGGAAACCACAAUGGUCGAUACCUUAAUGAUCUUCAUGUUCUAGAUUUGAGAACUUGGACUUGGUUGAAGAUUGAUGCUAAGGUUGUAGUUGAGCCUACUGACUCGUCAUCCUCAGUAACGUUAUCCCCUUGUGCUGGCCAUUCUCUGAUUCCAUGGGAAAAUAAACUCCUGUCAAUUGCUGGGCAUACAAAAGAUCCUGGCGAAAGUAUCCAAGUGAAAGUGUUUGACCUGCAAAAGGAAACUUGGUCAACUCUAAAGACUUAUGGGAAACCCCCGGUAUCACGUGGAGGCCAAUCAGUUACCUUAGUUGGGACAAGCUUAGUAAUUUUUGGAGGACAAGAUGCUAAGAGAACUCUGUUGAAUGAUCUGCAUAUUCUAGACUUGGAAACCAUGACAUGGGAUGAAAUUGAUGCUGUUGGGGUACCUCCUUCUCCAAGGUCUGAUCAUGCUGCUGCUGUGCAUGUGGAGCGAUACUUACUUAUCUUUGGUGGGGGUUCUCAUGCAAUUUGUUAUAAUGAUUUACACGUUCUCGAUUUGCAAACUAUGGAAUGGUCUCGCCCAACACAACUGGGUGAAAUACCAACCCCACGUGCUGGACAUGCUGGUAUGACAGUAGGGGAGAAUUGGUUCAUUGUCGGUGGGGGUGACAAUAAGAGUGGGGUCUCGGAGACUGUUGUGUUGAAUAUGUCUACACUGACUUGGUCGCGGGUAACUUCUGUUCAAGGGCGUGUUCCUGUUGCUAGUGAGGGCUUGAGUUUGGUUGUAAGCUCAUAUGAUGGUGAAGACGUACUUGUAUCAUUUGGAGGAUACAAUGGACGUUACAACAAUGAGGUCUAUGUCCUUAAACCAAGCCACAAAUCAACCUUGCAAUCAAAAAUAAUUGAAAAUCCCAUACCAGACAGUGUUGCUGCUGUGCACAAUACCACAAAUGCUACCCGAGAUGUGGAGUCUGAAUUUGAAGCAGGCCAUCAAGGGAAAAUUAGGGAACUUGGUGUGGACAAUGUUGGUUCAACAUUAAAAUUGAAAGGUGAUCUUUUAACAGUCCUGAAAGCUGAGAAAGAUGAAUUGGAAUUAUCACUCAGCAAGGAGAAGUUGCGUACUCUUCAACUAAAGCAAGAGCUGGGAGAAGCUGAAAAUCGUAACUCUGACCUUUGCAAGGAGCUCCAAUCAGUACGUGGUCAGCUUGCUGCUGAGCAGUCGAGGUGUUUCAAACUUGAGGUGGAGGUUGCUGAAUUAGGACAGAAGCUCCAAACAAUUGGGACACUACAGAAGGAACUUGAACUCCUCCAGCGGCAAAAAGCUGCAUCUGAGCAGGCUGUCUUAAAUGCAAAACAUAGGCAAGGUUCAGGUGUAUGGGGUUGGCUUGCUGGUAGUCCCCCUAGCCAGAAUGCAGAUGAUGGGUGAAACUUUAACUAAAAAGGAUAACAGUGCUUAGUUUGGUUUUCAUUGUUAGCCAAUUUUAUAUCCAAUACAUUUUUUGUUUUUUUUGUAUUGUUUUGAUUCAGUUCUUUUUAUAGUGAAGGAAAUAAGAUUUAGCAGCAUUUUGACCAAUGGAAAACCCCGGGCCUCUUGCAGUAAUGCAUAUUGCAUAUAUACUGUAAUUUUAGUUGCAUAGCCUUCAUAUGGAUGUUAGUCCGGGACACUGCAUGUUAUCCUUCCCACCAUUUUUGCUGAUUUGUAUUCAUUUUAAAGUGAAUCCGUGAUUGAA
This is a messenger RNA of Gastrolobium bilobum, 2509 nucleotides long. Its product is annotated as acyl-CoA-binding domain-containing protein 4. Gene Ontology annotation, cellular component: cytosol. The coding region runs from base 199 to 2205 and encodes 668 amino acids. Gene Ontology annotation, molecular function: protein binding; fatty-acyl-CoA binding. NCBI's taxonomy places the organism in Eukaryota, Viridiplantae, Streptophyta, Magnoliopsida, Fabales, Fabaceae. Gene Ontology annotation, biological process: lipid transport. The record is from RefSeq and is a predicted model, not a curated record. The transcript is spliced from 19 exons.